Culex pipiens pallens (northern house mosquito) is the source of this 2015-nucleotide messenger RNA. Its product is annotated as transferrin-like. NCBI's taxonomy places the organism in Eukaryota, Metazoa, Arthropoda, Insecta, Diptera, Culicidae. The record is from RefSeq and is a predicted model, not a curated record. Bases 125 to 1747 code for a protein of 540 amino acids. Gene Ontology annotation, biological process: iron ion transport. The transcript has 4 exons. Gene Ontology annotation, cellular component: plasma membrane; early endosome; recycling endosome.
AAAUUUAUCAGUUCCCCAUCGUGCCGCACCGCGGAAGGAUCGCGCUUCCGAGCGAUAGAAUGAUUUUCAACUGAAUUACCACUCAGUGCAGUGAAUUUGUUUAGUAAUUUGAAACUUAGUGAAAAUGGCAAGGACAAUCGGGAUAGUGAGUUUGGUGGGUUUGCUGUGCAUUUUCGGCGGAACUAGUGCCCAAACAGUCGAUGUAAUCUGCGCCGGCACCAGAUUCGCCGACCAGUGCCUCCAACUGCAGCGCGGCAAGUCCGAGGUAGUCUGCGUCACCGUUCAGGACAGCAUCGAGUGCGCCCAACGGAUCCGCAAUGGCACCGCCAACAUUGGAAUCUUCUCCGCCGAAAGUCUGGUUCACCUGGCGACACUGGGCUGGGAUGGGCUCGCCGUAGUCAAGGAACUUCGUCACACGGACCGUACCCGUGAAACGGUCGACUUCCGUUCGGUGGUGGUCGUUCCGGCAUCCCACCAAGGUGGUCUUGACGGGCUACGCGGCGCUCGGUUCUGUCAUCCGGGACUUCAGUACGGUCGUCAGCAGCGGUGGAGUGAGCGGUUCCUGAAGCACUUUGAACGGUUGGUGGUUCCGGCUGAUUGUGGCGAGUUGACGAGUGCGGCCGAGAUUGAAACUGCGGCGUUGUCGAACUUUUUCGCGUCGGCUUGCCGUCCGGGCAAGUGGUCGAACGUGCCGCAGGAGGACGCGGAGCUCAAGUCCAAAUAUCCGAAUCUCUGCGAGUUGUGUCAGAACAAGGACCAGUGCACGUACGACUCGCCGACCUUAUCGCAUCACCGAGCUGCUCUGCAGUGUCUACGUAAUGGUGGAAACGUUGCGUACGUAUCGCAACAGGACGCCCAGGAGUUCUUUGCGUUCAACAACGACAUCGUCAACGACUACGGUUUCCUCUGUCCGAACGGAACCAUCGAAGCGAUCAACGGAAACAACAGUCCGUGCUCCUGGUUGACCCAGCCCUGGCCCGUGGUCAUGGCCGCGGCCGGUCGUGCCAUUGAAGUCUCGUCCCGGAUUGAUCGCUGGACGCGCGGCACCGGUGGAGAGUCCUGGGAACAAGCCAUCCAGGAAAUCAUCGGCCACGGCAGCCGCAAUGCCCUCUCGGUAGGCUCCAUCCAGCUUCCAGUAGAUUACCUCAGACCGUACCGCUCGCUGCCCAUCCCGUCCGAUCUGUGUCGAACGACGGCCCGCUGGUGUACGGCUUCCCCCGAGGAGAAGGACAAGUGCGACGUGCUGCGAACGGCCGCCUUGACCACGGGAAUCUUUCCGACCAUCGAAUGUCCAGUGGACACCACGAGCAGGAUGACCUGCAUGAACGAGAUCGCCAACAACCGGUCCGACUUUACCGGAAUCGAUUCCAACUUCGGAUACCUUGCGAGGCAUCCGUUCAACCUAACCGCGGCCAUGUUCCAGGAGACGGAAAAGGAAAAGUACUCGUCGGUGGUGGUGCUGGUCAAGGACGAUAAUCGGUUUACGCGGUUUGAGAAUCUGAGAUCGUCCCGGGCCUGCAUGCCAGAGUUUGGUGGAAUUGGUGAGUUUAAAUUGGUUUAUAUAUCGUCAGGCGAUCCAGCCUCGAGCUCCAACGCAGUUGCUGAUGGUGGUGGUGAUCUUUUCACUCUUUCGGAGUUUCUUUCGCUGGCAAGGGAAAUGUUCACUCGUUUCCGAGCUUGCCAGAACAAGGAACAGCAAUUCUUGGCCCUUGGGGAACUUAUGAUUAAAUACAUUGGAACAUCCUAAGUAUUCAUCGUGGACCUUCGACGUCAGAAGCAACCUGACAAGCUUUGUAACUUAGAAUUAAGUUUUUCCUCUCCCUAUCCCCAUCCUCAAGUUAUAUCAGUAGGUUUUUUUUGCUAGUUUUUCCUGCUUCCGCUUCACCUUUUUCCCUUCUAACAACAUCCAUAGAUUCUAAAGUACUUAGCCAUAGCUGCAAGGAAUCCCAUAUCACUAUAAUUUGUAAACUAAAUACCACAUUUGUAAACUGAUAAGCACAACUAAUAAAUACAAA